AUGAGGCACAUUCACGUAGAACUGACGGGUGGCAGCAAGGAGGAGCUUGCUCCGGUGGAGCUUCCAUCCCACGAGGGGGACCUAUCUCCUCCCGAGGCCCCCUCACAGGGCCCCGAUCCUGGUGUGAUGGUCGGGGUGGGUGUUUCCAGGCACUUCGGUCAGGAGCAGCUGCGUCUCCAGAAGGUCUACCAGCUCUCCAUCUUCUCCCAGCUGGGGGGGUUCUCAUCCUCCGAACCCCCCAGGACCAGUGAGGCCCAGCCGGGACAGGCCCAGCGGACGGCCAGGCCGGGGGUCAAGAGGGGCCUGGAGGAGCCCAAGCUCAGCCACAAAUGGCCCCACCUGGCUGGGGACACAUACAGAGACGGUGACGCCCUGGAAGGAGGGGUUCUGUGUGGGCCAGGGCCAGGACCUGGGGUAGGGGUUGGGAUGGUUGUGGGGCAGGGCCAGGUAUUCUCCUGCAUCAUGGUGGAUCACAGAGACUCAGAUGGGGACUUGUCUCCUAGAUCCCCCCCACCUGCCCCCCUCUCCCCCGGCCACACCCCCGCCCGACGCCCCGCCCAGCACAACCACGACAGGCCCGUCCCGGACCCGUGGGCCCCGCUGUCGCCCAAAUCACCCCCCAUGGUUGAGCCCCACAGCCCCCCUGGCUCCCGCAGCCCCUUACCCAGCACGGAGCCUCCUUCUGGGGGAGACGCUCCGGCCUGCUCCCUGGGCGAUCCUGGAGGGUCCGGGGAGGGCUGCAGUAGUGGCUCCUCAUCGAGACAGCCCAACUCCUGCACUGACAAGGAUUCCUAUUGGGCCCUCGGAGCCUUCGACACACCCAACCCCCCUGGACCUCCCCUCGGACCUACAGGCUCCCUCUCCCCCCGCUCCCUUCUCACCACAGUCCCCCAGGAACCCGGGGAGGGCAGAGAGUGCGGGGCCGAACAGGAGUCCUCCCCGCCCCAUCCCAGUGCCACCGCCUCCACCAACGACCUGGCCUCCCUGGAGAAGACCCCCAGCACCAGCGGGUUCCGUGGGGUCCCCUCGGGCCCCUGGCAGGCUAAGAAGAAACGUAUAUCCUCUAGCGACACAGCGGAGUCGUGUUCGGAGGAUGAGGGCCCCUCUACCUCUAAGAGGAGCCGUCUUGCACUGCUGGCCCCUGGCUUAGGGCUGGCCUCCUGCAGGGGCACCGAUGCCAAGGCUGCCCCCUUCUGGAACCACCUGCUGCCUAAUGCACAGGGCAGGGACCACCCCAAGGUGAGGAGUACAGACUAGCACACACACUAAACUAUACACUGCUCAUAGUUUGGGCUAUCAGGCGUGUCAUUGUGGCAGGCAGCUUCCCUUUAAUGUAACACUCAUUUCACAGCCGAGUGGCUCCAGAAUGAAGUCUAUUGAGGGAACCUCUAUUGUUCUCCCUGCACUACAUGUGUUCUGCCUGCCUGUGUCACUGUUGCCCCAAUAGAACCCCCCUACAAAACCACACAGGUCUUUCUGCCUCCCCCGUUCAGAUACCGACCUGUUGGCUUGCAGAAACACUUUGGCUGUGUCCCAAAUGGCACCCUAUUCACUAUUCCGUGCACUACUUUUGAAUAGCCAGAGGGCUCUGGUCAACAGUAGUGUACUACAUAGGGAAUAGGGUGCCAUUUGGGAAGGAGAGAGACAGACAGGGCGAGACUAGAGAGACAGACAGGGAGAGACAGAGAGACAGACAGUGAGAGACUAGAGGGAGAGAGACAGUGAGAGAGGGAGGGAGACAGACUGAGAGACUAGAAGUAGAGAGACGGACAGGGAGAGGCAGAGAGACAGACGGAGAGGCAGAGAGACAGACGGAGAGGCAGAGAGACGGGCAGAGAGACAGACAGGGAGAGGCAGAGAGACAGACAGGGAGAGGCAGAGGCAGGAGAGACAGACGGGAGAGGCAGAGAGACAAGACAGGGAGAGGCAGAGAGACGACAGGGAGAGGCAGAGAGGCAGAGGCAGAGAGGCAGACAGGGAGAGGCAGAGAGGCAGACAGGGAGAGGCAGAGAGGCAGACAGGGAGAGGCAGAGAGACAGACAGGGAGAGGCAGAGAGACAGAGAGACAGAGGCAGAGAGACAGAGGCAGAGAGAGACAGACAGGGAGAGGCAGAGAGACAGACAGGGAGAGGCAGAGAGACAGACAGGGAGAGGCAGACGCAGAGAGGCAGACAAGGAGAGGCAGAGAGAAAGACAGGGAGAGGCAGAGAGACAGACAGGGAGAGGCAGACGCAGAGAGGCAGACAAGGAGAGGCAGAGAGACAGACAGGGAGAGGCAGACAGGGAGAGGCAGAGAGACAGACAGGGAGAGGCAGAGAGACAGACAGGGAGAGGCAGAGAGACAGACAGGGAGAGGCAGACAGGGAGAGGCAGAGAGACAGACAGGGAGAGGCAGAGAGACAGACAGGGAGAGGCAGAGGGACAGACAGGGAGAGGCAGAGGGACAGACAGGGAGAGGCAGAGGGACAGACAGGGAGAGGCAGAGAGACAGACAGGGAGAGGCAGAGAGACAGACAGGGAGAGGCAGAGAGACAGACAGGGAGAGGCAGAGAGACAGACAGGGAGAGGCAGAGAGACAGACAGGGAGAGGCAGAGAGACAGAGGCAGAGAGACAGACAGGGAGAGGCAGAGAGACAGACAGGGAGAGACAGAGGCAGAGAGACAGACAGGGAGAGACAGACAGGGAGAGGCAGAGAGACAGACAGGGAGAGGUAGAGAGACAGACAGGGAGAGGUAGAGAGGCAGACAAGGAGAGGCAGACAAGGAGAGGCAGAGAGACAGACAGGGAGAGGCAGAGAGACAGACAGGGAUAGGCAGACGCAGAGAGGCAGACAAGGAGAGGCAGAGAGACAGACAGGGAGAGGCAGAGGGACAGACAGGGAGAGGCAGAGGGACAGACAGGGAGAGGCAGAGGGACAGACAGGGAGAGGCAGAGGGACAGACAGGGAGAGGCAGAGGGACAGACAGGGAGAGGCAGAGAGACAGACAGGGAGAGGCAGAGAGACAGACAGGGAGAGGCAGAGAGAGAGAGAGAGAGAGAGAGACAGACUGGGAGAGAGAGAGAGACACAGACAGGGAGCGACUGGAUGGAGACAGACAGACAGACAGAGACUAGAGAGAGAGAGACAGAGAGAGAGAAGGAGGGAAGGAUACAGAGGUGAAAGGUGAAGGAGACUGACAGAGAGAGAGAGGUGGAGGGGAAACGAGGUAGUGCGUAUAACAUGUCCACAGUGAGUGAGAGUGAGAGGGUGGCCGAGCUGACAGAGCCCCAGUAAAGGGGCUAGCUACUGAGGGGCUAGCUAGAGAGGGGCUAGCUACUGAGGGAUUAGCUAGAGAGGGGCUAGCUACUGAGGGGCUAGCUACUGAGGGAUUAGCUAGAGAGGGGCUAGCUACUGAGGGAUUAGCUAGAGAGGGGCUAGCUACUGAGGGAUUAGCUAGAGAGGGGCUAGCUACUGAGGGAUUAGCUAGAGAGGGGCUAGCUACUGAGGGAUUAGCUAGAGAGGGGCUAGCUACUGAGGGAUUAGCUAGAGAGGGGCUAGCUACUGAGGGGCUAGCUAGAGAGGAACUAGCUACUGAGGGAUUAGCUAGAGAGGGGCUAGCUACUGAGGGGCUAGCUACUGAGGGAUUAGCUAGAGAGGGGCUAGCUACUGAGGGAUUAGCUAGAGAGGGGCUAGCUACUGAGGGAUUAGCUAGAGAGGGGCUAGCUACUGAGGGAUUAGCUAGAGAGGGGCUAGCCAGUGAGGGCCUAGCUACUGAGGGAUUAGCUAGAGAAGAACUAGCCAGUGAGAGGCUAGCUACUGAGGGAUUAGUUAGAGAGGGGCUAGCCAGUGAGGGCCUAGCUACUGAGGGAUUAGCUAGAGAGAGGCUAGCUACUGAGGGAUUAGCUAGAGAGAGGCUAGCUACUGAGGGAUUAGCUAGAGAGGGGCUAGCCAGUGAGGGCCUAGCUACUGAGGGAUUAGCUAGAGAAGAACUAGCCAGUGAGAGGCUAGCUACUGAGGGAUUAGCUAGAGAGAGGCUAGCUACUGAGGGAUUAGCUAGAGAGGGGCAAACUACUGAGGGAUUAGCUAGAGAGGGGCUAGCCAGUGAGAGGUUAGCUACUGAUAGGAUAGCUAGAGAGGGGCUAGCCAGUGAGAGGCUAGCUACUGAGGGAUUAGCUAGAGAGGGGCUAGCUACAGAGGGAUUAGCUAGAGAGAGGCUAGCUACUGAGGGAUUAGCUAGAGAGGGGCUAGCUACUGAGGGAUUAGCUAGAGAGGAGCUAGCCACUGAGGGAUUAGCUAGAGAGGGGCUAGCCAGUGAGAGGUUAGCUACUGAGAGGAUAGCUAGAGAGGGGUUAGCUACUGAGGGAUUAGCUAGAGAGGGGCUAGCUACUGAGGGAUUAGCUAGAGAGGGGCUAGCUACUGAGGGAUUAGCUAGAGAGGGGCUAGCUACUGAGGGAUUAGCUAGAGAGGGGCUAGCUACUGAGGGAUUAGCUAGAGAGGGGCUAGCCAGUGAGAGGUUAGCUACUGAUAGGAUAGCUAGAGAGGGGCUAGCCAGUGAGAGGCUAGCUACUGAGGGAUUAGCUAGAGAGGGGCUAGCUACAGAGGGAUUAGCUAGAGAGAGGCUAGCUACUGAGGGAUUAGCUAGAGAGGGGCUAGCUACUGAGGGAUUAGCUAGAGAGGAGCUAGCCACUGAGGGAUUAGCUAGAGAGGGGCUAGCCAGUGAGAGGUUAGCUACUGAGAGGAUAGCUAGAGAGGGGUUAGCUACUGUGGGGCUAGCUAGAGAGGGGCUAGCUACAGAGGGAUUAGCUAGAGAGAGGCUAGCUAGUGAGGGAUUAGCUAGAGAGGAGCUAGCUACUGAGGGAUUAGCUAGAGAGGGGCUAGCCAGUGAGAGGUUAGCUACUGAGAGGAUAGCUAGAGAGGGGUUAGCUACUGUGGGGCUAGCUACUGAGGGGAUAGCUACAGAGGGGUUAGCCUGGGAAGGGUCAGUGCCAGCCAGGACUGGGUACCCGCAUCCCUAGUAUGAGCAGUAGUUUGGACAGGGUACCCCCUAGUAUGAGCAGUAGUUUGGACAGGGUACCCCCUAGUAUGAGCAGUAGUUUGGACAGGGUACCCCCUAGUAUGAGCAGUAGUUUGGACAGGGUACCCCCUAGUAUGAGCAGUAGUCUGGACAGGGUACCCCCUAGUAUGAGCAGUAGUCUGGACAGGGUACCCCCUAGUAUGAGCAGUAGUCUGGACAGGGUACCCCCUAGUAUGAGCAGUAGUUUGGACAGGGUACCCCCUAGUAUGAGCAGUAGUCUGGACAGGGUACCCCCUAGUGUGAGCAGUAGUCUGGACAGGGUACCCCUAGUAUGAGCAGUAGUCUGGACAGGGUACCCCCUAGUAUGAGCAGUAGAUUGGACAGGUACCCCCUAGUAUGAGCAGUAGUCUGGACAGGGUACCCCCUAGUAUGAGCAGUAGUCUGGACAGGGUACCCCCUAGUAUGAGCAGUAGUCUGGACAGGGUACCCCCCUAGUAUGAGCAGUAGAUUGGACAGGGUACCCCCUAGUAUGAGCAGUAGUCUGGACAGGGUACCCCCCUAGUAUGAGCAGUAGUCUGGACAGGGUACCCCCUAGUAUGAGCAGUAGAUUGGACAGGGUACCCCCCUAGAAUGAGCAGUAGAUUGGACAGGGGUACCCCCUAGUAUGAGCAGUAGUCUGGACAGGGUCCCCCCUAGUAUGAGCAGUAGUCUGGACAGGGUACCCCCUAGUAUGAGCAGUAGUCUGGACUGGGUACCACCUAGUAUGAGCAGUAGUCUGGACAGGGUACCCCCUAGUAUGAGCAGUAGUCCUGGACAGGGUACCCCCUAGUAUGAGCAGUAGUCUGGACAGGGUACCCCCUAGUAUGAGCAGUAGUCUGGACAGGGUACCCCCUAGUAUGAGCAGUAGUCUGGACAGGGUACCCCCUAGUAUGAGCAGUAGUCUGGACAGGAUACCCCCCUAGUAUGAGCAGUAGUUUGGACAGGGUACCCCCUAG
Messenger RNA from Coregonus sp. 'balchen', 5990 nucleotides. NCBI's taxonomy places the organism in Eukaryota, Metazoa, Chordata, Actinopteri, Salmoniformes, Salmonidae. The record is from the annotation of a GenBank genome assembly.